CGCAAACAAUAAGAAUACAGAACACUUAAAGUAUAUUAUGUUAAGUUAAAAGCUUUUAAUAUUUAUUUUUAAAACUCAAAAUAACAUUAAAUCUUCUGGAACUGGACUGUCCCUUUCAUCAGGUGUUUCCUACCUUCAGACCUUGUGAAAUAAUCCGGGAGCGAAAAGUAGAUUUACCUGUAGCCCGGGUUCUGCAACGCUCUCACUCGCUCUCUGUCUUCUGUUACCUGCACCGACUUGAAAGUCCAGUUUCACAAGGAAGAACCGCGGAGGAAGAGAAAUAUGUCACAGGAGACAACAGACAGUAAGAGGCUGGUGGUAGUGGUGCCCAAUGAGCCAUCCUUUCACCCGCGGCGGGCCUACACCAGUGAGGAUGAAGCUUGGAGGUCCUACCUGGAAAAUCCUCUCACUGCGGCCACAAAGGCCAUGAUGAGCAUCAAUGGGGAUGAGGAUAGUGCAGCAGCUCUGGGACUCCUCUAUGAUUACUACAAGGUACCCAAAGAUAAAAGAGUAUUACCUGUCGGCAAAGUGGUUGAAAUUUCAGAGGAGCAAGAAAAAAGAAACACUACAGUGGGAAACAGUAGUCAAACAGAGCCAGAGACGGUAGAUAACAGGGUCCAAGUGCUGAAAUCAGUACCGGUUAAUCUGUCUCUCAACACUGAUCACCAGGACAGCAAGAGGGAGCAGUACAGCGCAGGCCUGGGGGAGAGCGGGGCCGUUGCUGUGGUAAAGGCUGAGGUAUACACCCCUGUCUUCAUGGGUUCAGGCGUUCACUACAGAACCGAGGGCGAAGAACAGACGCGGGUCAUCUACGAACAGACACACUCUUUCGACACCUCAGCAGGCUGUCAUGGUGGAUUUGUGAAGGACGACCACCGCAGCAGUCCAGAUAGCACCUACGAAGAUGACAGCAAUGAAAAAUACCGCUCCUCAUCUCUUGGAGCUGAUGCCUUCAUAUAUGACCAGUCAGACGUAGACACCUUCCAGUACACACUAGAUGCUACCAAGUCCUUGCGGCAAAAGCAAGGGGAGGGGCCUAUGACCUACCUGAACAAGGGCCAGUUCUACGCCAUUACACUAAAUGAGACCAGUGCCAAUAAACGCCUCCGACAUCCCAUCAGCAAAGUCAGGAGUGUCAUCAUGGUUGUGUUCAGUGAAGAUAAGAACCGCGACGAACAGCUCAAGUACUGGAAGUAUUGGCACUCUCGCCAGCACACGGCCAAGCAGAGAGUUCUGGACAUCGCUGACUACAAAGAAAGCUUCAACACAAUCGGGAACAUCGAAGAAAUCGCCUACAACGCUGUGUCUUUCACCUGGGACGUGAAUGAGGAGGCAAAGAUUUUCAUCACAGUGAACUGUCUGAGCACAGAUUUCUCCUCUCAGAAGGGGGUGAAGGGUCUUCCACUCAUGAUCCAGAUCGACACUUAUAGCUACAAUAACCGCAGUAACAAGCCCCUGCACAGAGCCUACUGCCAGAUCAAGGUCUUCUGUGAUAAGGGAGCAGAGAGGAAGAUCAGAGAUGAGGAGAGGAAACAGAACCGCAAGAAAACGAAAGGAAAGGAUGGAGGAGUUGGAGCAGCAACCCUUCCGAAGAAAUGUGACGCCACCUUCUUUAAAACGAUGACGGAUUUGGACGCCCAGCCGGUUCUGUUUAUUCCGGAUGUGCACUUUGGGAAUCUGCAGAGGGCAGGCCAGGUGUUUGCCUUUAAUAGUGAGGAACUUGAACGAGAGGGAAGUGUGCUGGUGAAGAGAAUGUUUCGGUCAUCUGAGGACGAAUUCAGCCCUCCUCCUCAUAAACAACUUAAAGAAGAGACACACAAGAGAGUGCUCCUUUAUGUGAGAAAAGAGUCAGACGAGGUGUUUGAUGCUCUGAUGCUGCGGACGCCAACUCUCAGAGGACUGAUGGAUGCAAUUUCAGAGAAAUAUGGUGUGCCCAUUGAAAGAAUGGCCAAGAUUUACAAGAAAAGCAAGAAAGGGAUCCUGGUGAACAUGGAUGACAAUAUCAUCGAGCAUUACUCUAAUGAAGACACGUUUAUCCUGAGUAUCGAGAACUAUGCAGAUGCAUGCAAAAUCACAUUAACGGAAAUAUGAACGUCAUCGCAUUUAUAACAAACUGUACUGUCUAUGCUGAAAGACUUGUUUCUCAGACUGGAGCCAUCAAAACCGCAGUUGGAUUAAUGUCAGCUACAUCUGAUUCCUCAUCAUCCUUUAAUUGAAUUGAAAUCACUAAAAGAAGACAUACCUCAUUCCUAAGAGACCCCAUGUAUGAUUUUCAUGAAUCAAUAAGUGUCCUAAAAGUGUGCAGUGGGAAAUAUGGUCUGGGUGCUGAUGGUUAUUUGUCAUUAUUCAGCUGUGAAUAGAAAAGCUGUGGCCACACACCCCAAAUUCCUCAUGAACAGGUCAAGGGUAUAGAUGGAGUUACAUUUCAUUUGGUUUUGAAGAGCAUUGACAGAUUCCAGUCUGAAUUGUAACUACACUCUAAAUGAUUUCACUGGAGCGGAGGGAAAUAUCAUAAAGACUAAGGGACAUGCGCUUAGUAUGUACCAUCAGUUGCUCUAAUGUGUAAAUUAUAGUUACAUUUGCUUGAACGAGUUGAGUGCUUUGCUUGGAAUUGAAACUUUGUUACCCACAAAACUGCUGAUCUUUGAAAGUGUCCAAUACUGUAAAUGUUUGUUUUAUAUGUUUAAUGUUAUAAUUAAUAUUAUUGUUAUUUUUUAACAUAGUGAAUAUCGUUUAGGUUCUGACUGUCGUACUGCUAUUUUUCUGGAUGUACAAAGAAAGUUAUUUUUAUGAAGAUAUUGAAGUGUGCCAUCAAGUUUUUUAUAAUUAAUAUGAUUAAUGCAAGGAAAUGUGUAUGAAUAAUGUCGAACUGUAAAGUACCACAAUAUCAAAAGACUUCAAAUGAAAGAGUCACAGCAGGUGUAGCCAAGAUUCAUUUCAGCCAUGUUUAUGUAUUGCACUCAAAUUUUAAUGUGAAUUUCAUUUUGGAGGUCCUUAGGUUUCAAAUGUAAAAGCAGUUUGAGAUUUGAAAUUUGAACAUUUCUAACCAGCACAGAGUUGUGCAUUUUUCAUGUUUUUAAUGUGGUCCAUAUUCAAGAAGUACUGGGCUGUUUGUGUUAUUACGUUACAUUGUCUUCCAAAAGAAAUGAUGUAAAGGGCACUUUGGAAACUAAUAAUUUGUAUGUAAAUAAAUGCAUUUUUAUC
This is a messenger RNA of Triplophysa rosa, 3204 nucleotides long. RefSeq names its product grainyhead-like transcription factor 2b (gene grhl2b). The record is from RefSeq and is a predicted model, not a curated record. Gene Ontology annotation, molecular function: RNA polymerase II cis-regulatory region sequence-specific DNA binding; DNA-binding transcription activator activity, RNA polymerase II-specific. Bases 283 to 2091 code for a protein of 602 amino acids. Gene Ontology annotation, biological process: neural tube development; brain development; regulation of transcription by RNA polymerase II. The transcript has 16 exons. NCBI's taxonomy places the organism in Eukaryota, Metazoa, Chordata, Actinopteri, Cypriniformes, Nemacheilidae. Gene Ontology annotation, cellular component: nucleus.